ACGCAGCCUCUGUAUAUACACUAAAGCAUAUGGCUACCUUCGCCAUGCGGCACGGUGGAUGCGUCACCCCUGAGCGCGUAUAUAUUGUGUGUUGCUUGCCUGUAUUAUGUGUCGCUUGUGAUUAAUUGGAAUUUAUUACCUGUGUGUUAUUUAUACAAGUACGCACGAUGCAAUAGAUCAAUGAAUGACAAGAAUUGGCCGAUGCAUAAUUAAAAGCGUGAUAUAUAAUUCGCGAGUUCUUAUCUCGCGAUGGGCAAUUGCAUCAGGAGUAUGCUGAAGAAGCUACAAAGAAAUCGUAGCACAGAGAGAACCAUUAUCCUGCUCAUUGUGGGAUUGGACAAUGCCGGAAAAUCUUUGAUUUUGAAUCAUAUCAGUGGUGAUCCUGAUCAAAAUGUAUUGCCUACAAUGGGGUUCCGCAUGGUAUCCUUAAAGCACAAAUCCUAUUUAGUGAAGAUAUAUGAUGUUGGUGGCAGUUCACAAAUUAGAGCAUUGUGGCCUAAAUAUUACAACGAUAUACACGGUCUUAUAUAUGUGGUGGAUGCUAGCGAUAUUUCCCGUCUUGCUGAAAAUAAAGUUGUAUUUAACGAAUUAAUCACACACGAGCAUAUCUCGACGAAACCAUUGUUGUUACUUGCCAACAAACAAGACUUGAACGGUGCUAUCGACGAAUUGGACCUGGUUGAGAACCUGGACGUGGAACACGCGGCCAACGCUAUGAAGUGUCCUACCAGAGUGGAAACAUGUUCUUGCGUUUACAACAAGGAACAAUCCAAGAGUAACACUUCUUUGGGCAUAAGAGACGGGUAUAAGUGGUUAUUGGACACGAUCGUGAAGAAUUACACAGUGUUGAACAGCAGAACGAAACAGUCGCAACGAUCUCAAUGUGAGAGAAUCAAGGAUUCGCAGUCUGUUGCAUCAAAUACGCCGUCGAGAAUAUCCGUUCACUCGAAUCCCUUUAAACCUAUCAAAGAUCUCUUGGCGUCGAAGGAUGAACUCGUGAUAAGUGAGUCACGCAAUGGUACCAGUGGCGGGAAAAGCAUCGCGAAAGCUUUCGUGCGGAGAAACAAGACUGCCCCUCUUCCACAUGAGCAAUCGAUUAUCGAGUACGAAAAUCUCUCGCCUAAUGUGGAAGCUCUACAAUCCCCCGACUUGGCCGGAGAGAAGAGCACGCAAACUAUGACAACGAUAUUAGAUCCCUUGAACUUGGAGAUCGAUCAUCGCACCAGUUACCCGCACACGAAACUAAUCCGUCCGUACACCGCGCCAGAAAGAUCGCAACGAUUACCGAACAAGAUGACGAUCAUUAAUAUUCCCGGACAAGUGCCCCAAUAACAAGAUUUGUAAUCUUUUUUUUAUACUUAAUUGAUUCAGGGACCAAGUUGUACUUUAUCUGUAAUAACGUAAGUGCAAAGCCGUGUAUUCGCAGCUACAUCAUUGCAGGAAACACUGUGCCCUUUCAACGUGCGUGGCUUUUGAACAUUGCCA
Molecule: messenger RNA, 1485 nt
Organism: Harpegnathos saltator (Jerdon's jumping ant)
Lineage: Eukaryota; Metazoa; Arthropoda; Insecta; Hymenoptera; Formicidae
Product: ADP-ribosylation factor-like protein 13B
Exons: 8
Coding region: 250-1332 (360 amino acids)
Biological process (GO): non-motile cilium assembly; receptor localization to non-motile cilium
Cellular component (GO): ciliary membrane; non-motile cilium
Molecular function (GO): GTPase activity; GTP binding
Source: RefSeq, a predicted model, not a curated record